Messenger RNA from Megalops cyprinoides (Indo-Pacific tarpon), 2972 nucleotides. Its product is annotated as src substrate cortactin-like. Gene Ontology annotation, biological process: regulation of actin filament polymerization. Gene Ontology annotation, cellular component: actin filament; cortical actin cytoskeleton; focal adhesion. NCBI's taxonomy places the organism in Eukaryota, Metazoa, Chordata, Actinopteri, Elopiformes, Megalopidae. Gene Ontology annotation, molecular function: actin filament binding. Bases 124 to 1542 code for a protein of 472 amino acids. The record is from RefSeq and is a predicted model, not a curated record. The transcript has 15 exons.
UCUGGAGAUCCGGAAGAGGAGACGCUUGGAAUACAUCUGCUAUCAGCUGAACAGGGUUAUCAGCAGUGGUUUCUUAUUUCUGCGUGCUAUAUGAGCUGGUAACAGAAGGGAUCAGGGCAGAAUAUGUGGAAAGCAGCAGCUGGCCAGUCUGUUACCAUUGGUGUGGAGGAUGGUGGGGAUGACUGGGAGACAGACCCAGACUUUGAGAAUGACGUGUCAGAGAAGGAGCAGCGAUGGGGUGCCAAGACCGUGGUGGGUUCUGGACAUCAGGAGCACAUUAACAUCCACCAGCUGCGGGAGAACGUGUCGACAGAGCACAGCACGCUGAAGCAGAGGGAGCUGGAGGACAUGCCCAAGGCCUCGCAUGGGUAUGGGGGCAAGUUCGGGGUGCAGUCGGACCGCAUGGAUAAGUCUGCUGUAGGUCAUGAGUACCAGAGCAAGCUAGCCAAGCACUGCUCACAGACCGACACCUCGAAGGGCUUUGGGGGCAAGUUUGGAGUGCAGGCUGAUCGCGUCGAUCAGUCAGCAGUUGGAUUUGAGUACACUGGCAAGACGGAGAAGCACUCCUCACAGACAGACUACUCCACAGGGUUCGGGGGCAAGUAUGGGGUGCAGGCGGACCGCGUCGACCAGAGCGCGGUGGGCUUCGAGUACCAGGGCAAAACGGAGAAACAUGAGUCCCAAAAAGAUUACAGCAAAGGCUUUGGCGGUAAAUUUGGCGUGGAAACGGACAAGGUGGACAAGAGUGCCGUGGGCUUCGAGUACCAGGGGAAAACGGAGAAGCAUGAGUCGCAGAAAGACUACACGAAGGGCUUCGGGGGGAAGUUUGGCGUGCAGACGGACAGACAGGACAGGUCGGCCAUGGGUUGGGACCACCAGGAGAAGCUGCAGCUCCACGAGUCACAGAGAGACUACUCCAAAGGGUUUGGUGGGAAGUAUGGUGUUCAGAAGGACCGCAUGGAUAAGAGUGCAGGCACCUUUGAAGAGAUUCAGAAACCGAGCUCGGCCUAUCAGAAAACGAAACCGGUAGAGGCUGUGGCCAGUAGCGCGGGGUGCAUCAAGGCACGUUUUGAGAGCAUUGCCAAGGAGAAGGAGGAUGAGGAGCGCAGGAGGGCGGAGGAGGCGCGGGCACGGCGGCAGGCCAAGGAGAAGCAGGAGCAGGAGGACGCACGCAGGAAGAUGGAGGAGAACAGCGCACACCUGCAAGAACCCAAGCCCAGCACCCAGAAAGCUGAUCAGCCUCAGGACCGCACUCAGGAGGCAGCGCCGAAGGAGCCUCGCCAGCAGGGGGCGAACUAUGAGAACCCUGACGAGGAAGCCCAGCUCCAAGGAGAUGGCCAGACCUACGAAGACUACGGGGAGGACCUGGGGGUCACUGCUGUUGCUCUGUACGACUACCAGGCAGCUGGCGAUGAUGAGAUUUCCUUCGACCCUGACGACAUCAUCACCAACAUCGAGAUGAUCGAUGAGGGCUGGUGGAGGGGUGUGUGCAAAGGGGCCUACGGGCUUUUCCCUGCCAACUAUGUGGAGGUCAGGCAGUGAAGCCCCAACCCCCCUCUGCUGCGGCCACACCCUCUCCUCUCAUCUCUGCCUGUCCUCUGCCGGGGCUUUCUCAUACCGCUGGCUCCUGGAGUCCCCUCUCCUUCAUCCUGCUCUUCCUCUCCCCCUCCUGUUCCUCAGAAGAGGAGGUGGGCUGGAAGGUGGAUGCAGGUUCAUCAUUACAUGUGUCUCUUGAAGUAGUGGGAGCAGAGGAAAAGGAAGCAAGCUUCUAAAGCACUGCUCUGGCUUAGGAUCACACACACACUUGCCUUUACAGUAACACAACAUUUGGUCUCAAAUGCACUACGUCCACAGGCGAACCACAUCUCUCUCUCUCUUAAAGAAGGGGAUAUAUGUGUUCCAAUCAAUGUUUUCUAAUUUAUUUUUUGAUAUUUCUUUUUAUUUUUAUUAAUGCAUACACUGUUAUUGAUUCAAUGUAAAUGUAUUACUGUGGCAUUAUGAAAAAUGUGGGUGCUUAUAGUCCAGCUCCAAGACCACCUAAAAUAUCAAGCCCAUGGUUUGGUGUAAAGGUGACGAGUUGAGGUUCUCGUGGUCAACAAGGGGUUCUUUAGUGGUUAAUGAGGUUGAACGCUGACCGUACUCUGAAGUCCCAGGGCUGCUGGGAAAUGACUGCUAGCAAUGGGCAGAGCCAUGUCCUGAACUUGUAAAGGUUGAAAAGAUGUUUUGUCAUUAAUUGGAAUUAAACAGGGAGAGUCAUUUCAAAAUCUCUAUGCAGAGCAAAGAAGUGAUUGGCUCUUAAAUUGCAGUGAUUGACAUCACAUCACUGGGGUGGUGAAGCCUCAGUAUCCCCUUACUCCCAGUACUGCUCACAUACGAGUAUACAGCCUCGCCACACCUGUAUUGCCGGAUAGAGUUAACUUAACUGCUUUCCACAGCUAUUAUUUAUUGCUAGUGCUACUUGAAAUGGUGCCGGUGAAGUACAAAUUACUGCUGUCUGCAGAGGCGAGACAAAACACAAUGUGUCUUGCAAUUCUCAGUGGAGCAUUAUGUCAUGUCUGUGGAUUCAGGUCUAAUACACAGUUUACCAUACAGCCUUCUUAGAGAUUCUGCGUAGUUGGUAGAUUCAGUCAGCAUACAUUAAGAGAAUUGAAAGAAAAAAAAACAUUUUUUCUUGUUAAAAUGAACUAUGUAAAGGUGUUUGUGGGCAUGCCAUGCUAUUUUGUUUAUAUUUAUUUUUUCACUGCUUGUGGGAUGAGAGGGAGCCAUUUCAGGGUCACAUUAACAUAUUAAUUGUGACCAACAAAUUAUAUUGAGCGAGUGAAUCAAUAAGACUGGGAAAUUAGGUAGCUAUAGUUGAGAUUUUAUUGGCCAGUCUGAAACAGUCUCACAUUGUGGUCUUGUCCCAAAUGUAUUAGUGUUGUUGCUGUAGAGGACAUUGUGCUCAGUGGGUUUGAGUUUUAUAAUAAAGCGAA